Molecule: messenger RNA, 1491 nt
Organism: Cannabis sativa
Lineage: Eukaryota; Viridiplantae; Streptophyta; Magnoliopsida; Rosales; Cannabaceae
Product: UDP-glycosyltransferase 43-like
Exons: 1
Coding region: 41-1450 (469 amino acids)
Molecular function (GO): UDP-glycosyltransferase activity
Source: RefSeq, a predicted model, not a curated record
UUUAAUUUCGAAAACUAAAUUUAUUAGUUAAAAAAAAAACAUGCAAAAUCACGUAUUCUUAAUCGCCACUCCAGGAAUCGGCCUUCUAACCCCAACCGUCGAAUUUGCUCGCCGCCUAAUUAACCGUUAUCCCAACCGUCUAACCGCCACAGUACUCCUAAUCCCGGUCCCACAAUGGCCCACCAUCCAUUCCUACAUCCAAUCACUCCACGCCACGUCAUCACCAUCACUUAACUUCCUCCUCCUCCCUUUUGUGGAGCCACCCUCACCCGAUCAAUUCCCCUCUUACGUGGCCAAUAUAACUGCGCUUGUUGACCAGCAAAAAGUCAACAUAAGAAACGCGAUUGUUUCCGAGUCAAAAAAACGACGAGUCGUCGGGCUGAUCGUUGACUUGUUCUGUACUUUCGCUGCUGACGUGGCAAACGACUUAGAUGUUCCUUCUUACCUAUUUUACCCUUCUCCCGCGGCUUUUCUCAGCUACGAACUCGAGUUGCCGAUUUCGAACUCGAAUCUCACUUCUGACGAGUCACUCACUGAGUUAACUCUUCGUGGGUUUGCUAACUCGGUUCCUCGACGAGUUCUUCUCCGGUCGGAGAUGGAGCGGUGUAAAAAUGGUGGGUUUUCUGUCCAUGUGGACCAUGCUUGUAAAUUUACCCAAAUGAAGGGUAUUAUUGUAAAUACAGUGCAAGAGUUGGAACCUUUCGCUUUGGACUCGCUCGUGUCCAAUGGAGCCCCGAAGAUUUUUCCUAUUGGGCCUGUUUUGAAUCUAAACGGGUCGGGUGAAUGGAAUUUAAAUGGAGCCCCGAAAGAGAGAGUGAUUAGCUGGCUCGAUAACCAACCCAAAUCUUCAGUGGUAUUCUUGUGUUUUGGAAGUUGGGGUAAUUUAAGUGGGCCUCAAGUGAAUGAGAUUGCAAUUGGGCUUGAACGAUCUGGGCUUCGAUUCUUAUGGGCCUUGCGUAAGCCGUCUAAGUCUGAAAUAAAUCCUUCAAUUGACUUUUCAAAUUUUGAAGGAGUAUUACCCAAUAGAUUCUUGGAACGAACGGCUAAGAUUGGCUUGGUGUGUGGAUGGGUCCCGCAAAUGACUAUCCUCACACACCAAGCCAUCGGAGGGUUCGUGUCUCAUUGUGGUUGGAACUCAACUCUCGAAAGCUUAUGGUGCGGUGUGCCACUUGCCACGUGGCCAGUUUUCGCUGAGCAACAUAUGAAUGCUUUUCUAAUAGCGAAAGAGUUGGGAUUAUCGAGUGAGAUUAGGUUGGAUUAUGAAGACGGUGUCGAUUUGGUUUCGGCCGAGGAGGUUGAGAAAGGAGUAAAGAAGUUGAUGGAGAGUGAUAACAUUUUGAGGGUAAGAGUAAAAGAUAUGAGAGAUAAAUGUAGGGUAGCCAUGGAAGAAAAUGGAUCUUCUUACUCAUUUUUGGGUGAUUUGGUUGAGGAAUUAACAUCACAUAAUUGAUGUUUAAUUUAAAUUUACAACUACAUACUAAUUUAUGUUAU